Tricharina praecox is the source of this 2895-nucleotide messenger RNA. RefSeq lists its product as uncharacterized. The record is from RefSeq and is a predicted model, not a curated record. NCBI's taxonomy places the organism in Eukaryota, Fungi, Ascomycota, Pezizomycetes, Pezizales, Pyronemataceae. The transcript has 6 exons. The coding region runs from base 1 to 2895 and encodes 964 amino acids.
AUGUCGUCGCCCAUGAAGUCAUCACGAACCCCUUGCGCCGAAGGGCAGCAACAGCAACAACAAUCCACCGCUCCCGGCAGUGAGCCCUUCCUCCCGCGCGGCCUCUCCGCAGCAAGCAACAACAACACUACCACCACCACCAAAACAGCCGAUCGCGCGAAGUCCAACGGCGCCGCGAACGCGAACGUGAACACGUCGAGCUCCUCGGUCUAUGCGCACAUGUCGACUGAUGGUACUUCUACGUCGGACCUUGAACGGCGGCGGAGGUCUGGGAAUAACCACUACAGCUACAGCUACAGCAGCAAAUACAGCGGCACAUACUUCAUCGACACCAAUGUCGGCAAUGCCAAUACCGAUCCCCACUCCCAGCCCGUGCCGGUGCCACAGGUGUCGCCGUACACCACCGGGCCGCUGGCGGGAGCGUCAUACACCGCGUUGACGCAGAGCAACAGCGCGCACUCGCUCUCGCACACGACCGCGGGCUACAUGGGGGGGCAAUCGAGCAGCAGCGGCUCCUCCAACCAGCACCAGCACCACCUGGUGCACCACCACAACGGCCACAGCCAGAGCAUGCAGCAGAGCUCCAGCUCGAUGCAGCUCGUCGGCGGCGGCAAGAACCCGUUCGCGGCGUCCGGCUCCUCCGGCGGCAGCAGCAGCCUGGCCAUGGUCCAGCACCAACACACGCACACACACCACAGUCGCACGGGGCUGCGCCGGAGUCUCAGCGGGAUCUGGCGCUCGCUCAAGGAGUCGGAGCGCGAGCAGAUCGGCCAGUUUGAGGCGUGGGCCGAGGUCGAGGGGAUGUGUCGCGACUGCUUCGAGCCCGGGUCGUCCGCCGCCGAUGCGCCAAGGAAGCAUCAUGUCAGUGAGCGGUGGGACGCGAAGCGCCGCGUGUGGGUGCCGAGGAGCCCGAGGGGUUGGGGCGAAAGGAGGAGGAGGAGGUCCACGUCUUCGUCCGAUGGAACCGGCAGUAGCACUUCCAGCUCGGACUCGUCGAGUGACGACGCGGGAUUGUCCUCGGGGUCGAGACGGAGGAAGCAUGUGUACCGCAGGAUCCGCCACGAGCGGAAGAUCGAGAGUCGGCGGCGGAGACAGGAGGAGAUUCGGAGCGCGGAGCAAUCGCAGGGCUUGUUUGGAAGGGUUGGACGAGCGCUCGGCGUCGUCAGCACUACCACCGCCAGCAGUAGCAGCAUGAUCAAGCACUCAUCGUCGUCGACAAAGGUUGUGCACUCGUCGUCGUCGUUGACCGCCGGCCUCCACGCCGGCGGAAGCGCCGCGGGGAAGUCCAGCACUCUCUUUUACGAUCCGGGGUACGGCGCGGACGGCACUCCACACCCACACUACUACGUAGAGGAGGAGGAGGAGGAGCAGGCGCGUCGCUCACGGCGAUCGCACGACGGCGUGUACCAAAGCGUCAAGCACUCGAAGUCCUCGUCGUCCAUCAUGGGCAGCCUGUGGGGCGGCGCCAGCAAGAAGAAGGAUAAGGGCAAAUCGCGGCGCGGCUACCACUCCAAGAGCUCGAGCAGAUCCUCGGUGUUUAGCGCGCCGAGCUCAAGCUCCGACAACGGCCUCGCCUACGGCUCGUCCGUCGGCUCGCGGUCGACCAGCGGCGGCGGAGGAUUCUUCAGUCGCAGGAAGAAGCAGAAAGCGACGUCGGUCGCAUCGUCGGAUGCGCUCGCGUACGGUGAUCUCUACUCAACCUCGCCGGAAAUGCCGUGGGGCUCGUUCUCGCCGAAGAAGCCCGCGCCGAUCUCGAUGGCCGGCUCGAUCAAGUCCGCGCUGUGGGGGUCGAAGAAGAGCGAGCGUCGCAGCUCGUGGGACGUGGUGAUCGACAAGCGGCAGCAGCAGAACAACGGGUCGUCGAGCCGGGUUGGCGGCGGGUACAACUACAGCGACGUCGCGCUGACCCGUCACAACUCUACGGGUGGCACUCGCGCAAACGCAACCACACGCUCCGGCUUCGUGGCCAACAGGCGCCACUCCUCGACCUCCGUCUAUGGCUCGUCCAGCGGCGGAAAACUUUACCGUGCGCCGAGUAGUAGCAGCGGCUGGAUGGGCGACUCCUCCGUCGGCUCGAGACGCAGCAGCUCCUCGGGGAGCAGCUUGUUCGAGGGCGGCGUGGCGCACGACGUCAAGAAGAGGAAGGAGGAGCGCAAUACUACCACUACUGCCAUGUCCAGCGGCCGCAGCUGGUGGACACUGGUAACCAGCGCGCGAGCCGCCGCUGCCGUCGCCGCUGGUGGUUCUGCCGGCCGCCGCAACAAAUCGCCAAAAUCGUAUAGCUCCGACAGCUCCCUCACCCCGUCGAGCGACGACACGCGCCCUAGCAAUAGGGGCCCCACGCGACGCGCAUCGGCUGUGGCGGCGCUGGGCGGCGCGCUGUUUGGCUUCGGCGGAAGCAGCAAGAAGAAGCAGCAGACGACAAGAGGUGCGGGCGCGGGGGUCUAUGCCGAAGAGCGCAACGGGAACGGGAGCGAGCGCAGGUCGGCGUCCUCGUAUAGGGAGCACACUUAUGGAGGACUGGAGCAGAAACAGAAUACUCCUCCUCCUCCUCCCAGCACCGUCGUUCGCGCGUUUCCAUCUCUGAGCUUGAGCGUGAGCGUGAGCAAACACAUUCUUACCAGGGACCUUUUCCACAGCAGCAGCAGCAACAGCAAUUCGGGCAACAGCAACAAGCGCAGUUUGGGCAAUUCGGGCAACAAACGCAGUUCGGGCAGCAGCAAGCGCAAUACGGGCAGCAACCCUAUCUACCGCAAUGGCAGCAGCAGCAACAACAUCAACACCAGCAGCAACAUCAGCAGCAGCAGUCGGUACAACAAAUCGCACAUCAGCAUCAUGAGCAGUAUCAACAGUCGGGGUCAGCAGCAGCAACAACAGCAACAAAGGCAACGGUAA